AGCAAACUCACCUCGUUCUCGCUCGUGGAAUAUGAGCGUGUCGUACAGCUCGAUAGUGAUAUGCUAGUCCUUUGCAACAUGGACGAGCUAAUGGAUAUUGAAUUGGAUUCGCCUGACAUGGCCGGAACUGGUAACCGUGUUUUCGCUGCCAGUCAUGCUUGUGUUUGCAAUCCGCUGAAAAAGUCUCACUAUCCAAAAGACUGGAUUCCAUCCAACUGCGCAUUCACAUCUCAGCAUCCCACUCCCGAAAUCGCCCAAACAGUUGGCGCUUCAUCUACGACAGGCCUAGGCAUACCCAACGGAGGUCUCCAAGUCCUCAACCCGUCUCUGGAAACCUUCAACAAAAUCGUCAGCCAACUCGCCACAUCUGCAACAUCCAGCUACGACUUUGCAGACCAGUCCCUCCUCCAAGACGUCUUCUACGGCCGUUGGGUUACGCUGCCGUACGUGUACAACGCUCUUAAACCGAUGCGCUGGGAGGGUGUUCAUGACGCUAUCUGGCGAGAUGACAACCUUAAGAAUGUACACUAUAUACUCAGCCCUAAGCCUUGGGAGGAGACUGAAGAUGUCUGGAAAGCACGCGAAGAGGCGAGCCAGAGCCCGGAUCCAUCGCGAUGGUGGUGGGACAUUACAAAGGAAAGGUUGAAGGAGGAAAAAAGCAGAGGUGUGGAUGAUGGAUUUUAGACCAUGUCACCUGAAUAUAUGUACACUAACUUGAUUUCCAAGAUUAUGAGAUGCCAG
Messenger RNA from Aspergillus wentii DTO 134E9, 741 nucleotides. RefSeq lists its product as uncharacterized. The transcript is spliced from 2 exons. Bases 79 to 684 code for a protein of 201 amino acids. Lineage: Eukaryota; Fungi; Ascomycota; Eurotiomycetes; Eurotiales; Aspergillaceae. The record is from RefSeq and is a predicted model, not a curated record. Gene Ontology annotation, molecular function: glycosyltransferase activity.